AGCCAACCGGAAGUUCCGACACUGCUGUAAAUGGCUAGCAGCUAAAACCUGAGAGGUUAUCAUUAGAUCCAAACGGCUAUUUAACUCAACUCAGUCAACGUUCGCAGGCUUUAAUUUGCGUUUUGUUUGAACAGACAGAGCAUGAAAAUGAGAGAGAAGUAGAAAUAUUGCCAAGUCGUUUCCAUAAACUUCUGUCGAGCGACCACUUUUUACCUGAGGGAAAAAUCUAUGCUGAGGCAGAAGUGGUCGUUGACCGAAGCGUUGGUCACCGGCGCCGCGUCACGUCUGAGACAUCUCAUUCAGAGGUCAAACACUGGUGUCUGUACCGCAGAGUGUGCUUGCUCCCGAUUAAAUGGAUAUUGUGACACCAUAGAUACCAACAGGUUCUUUUCCUGAGAGAUGGGCUCUGAAAACCCAGAGGACUUUGAACCAGCACUUAUCCUCGCUGAGGAUGAUCAGCAAGAAAUCGGAGGCCUAAUCAACUCUGAUGGAGAAGAAAUGGACUUCUCAGAUCUCGGAGAGAGAGUUGUCCCUGAAAUUGUUCCUGCAGUAGCUCCGUCCAAGACAUUUGAUCAGAGUGAGAGUGAAAAACCACCAUCUCUUCACAGCUGCUCUGUGUGUGGGAAAGACUUCCCUUACGCCUCAAAACUUCAGCGGCACUUACGUACUCACUCAGGAGAGAGGCCUUUCCCCUGCUCAAUGUGUGAAAAGAGAUUUCCAGAAAAAGGGCUGCUCAUGAUACACGAAAGAGUCCAUACAGGGGAAAAGCCAUUCCCAUGCACUUUCUGUGAGAAAAGAUUUGCUAGUCAGGGGGAGCUCAGGCUGCACCGGCGGACACACACUGGCGAGAGGCCUUAUCACUGCUCCAUCUGUCUCAAGAGCUUUUCCCGACACUGGCAUCUGAAAACUCAUUUGGAGGCGAUGCACUCUGAGGUUGUUGCGGGCUUUACGAGGAAGAAGUUUCCCUGUUCGGACUGUGACAAGAGCUGUAACUCAGCGGCUGAGCUUAGAGAUCAUCAGAGGACUCACACUGGAGAGAGGCCCUACCAGUGCUCUUUCUGUGACAAAAGGUUUGCCUUGUCCGGUACGCUAGUAAGACAUGAGCGUCUCCAUACCGGCAUUACACCCUACCACUGCUCAGACUGUGGGAAGACGUUUGCGCAGCAGUGGACUCUGACGACACACAUGCGGACUCACACGGGAGAAAAACCAUACAGCUGCACACAGUGUGAUAAGUCUUUUGUAGCUCCGGGAGAGCUGCGGAGGCACACCAGGAUUCAUACGGGAGAAAAGCCGUACACCUGCACAGACUGUGGGAGGCACUUCUCACUGGCAGGAACUCUCAGAAACCACAAAAGAUCGUGUGCACAGAGCAAGAAUGGGUCAGUUACGGGUGUCCUCUCAGACCCGGGUCAAGCUGCAGUUGGCGAAACCUCCCAGCAAGACCUGGACAGCAACAUCAGCUCUGAGGUGUCUGACAGUCAGAGUUUGCCCAGUGCAGUUGAGCCUCACUCCUCGGAGCGUCUUAACUGUGACAAGGCAGCAAAGCAGUUUGAGAACAGAGAAAGAGAGCCAGAAGAUCGACUAGAGGACAUCGCUUCCAGUCCGCAUAUGAAUGUAAUAGUGAAAGAGGAGGAAGAAGAAGAACCUUUGUGUGCAGGAGAAGCUCCUGGCCAGGUGUCUGGUAGUGAGGAUUGCACGAUGCCAGAGGAAACAGAAAAGCAGCAGCAGGAAAGCAACACAGAUAUAAGGAUUACCGUAAAGGAAGAAGACGACCUUGUCAACAUGUCUGACGAGGAUCCUGAUCAUGCUGCUAACAAUGAGAAAGACAGUCCUCCAGCCUCACCAGCGCAGAAGCAGUUUAAUGACACUGCGACAAAGAGCUCUUACUGCUGUGGGCUCUGUGGAAGGGACUGUCACAAGAUGUCUGCGCUUCAGAUCCACAUGCGGAUUCACUCGGGAGAGAAACCCUACCAGUGCAGUCUGUGUGGGAAGCAGUUCACCCAGAAAGGUCAACUCAAAGGUCACCAGAAAGUCCACACAGGAGAGAAACCUUUCUCCUGCCCAGACUGCGGGAAGAGCUUCGCCCACUCUGGUGCCAUGAACAGACACCGGCUCACGCACACAGGGGAGAGGCCCUACCACUGCUCUCUGUGCGACAGGAGCUUCAACCAGUCCGGCCGCUUGAGGGAACAUGAGAAGAUCCACUUCGGGGAGAAAUAUGACUGUCCCGAGUGUGACAAGAGUUUUACACGAGCUUCAAGCCUCAAGAACCACUUCAGGCUUCACACGGGAGAAAGACCGUACGGCUGCGACAUCUGCGGGAGAGGCUUCAGCCGCUCACAAAGCCUCCGGCUCCACAGACGGAAACACGAGCAGAUUCAGACUGAGGAGGAGGAGGAGUCCGCAUUCAGCGUGAAGAACGAUGAUUUAUCACAGAGUGACGAUAACUCUCCAGUUAAUAUGUGUGUAAUAGACAAAAAUGACUGAUAAUGUAUUUAUAUAAAGCGUAGAUACAUAUGCCACUACUAGUGUUACAGUACAAGAUUAUGGGCAGUAAGAGGAGAAUGUGAAGAACUACCUCUGUGAAUAGACAUUAGUCAGUAAACCUUUAUGUGGUGGUUCACAAAAAAAGUACAUUAAAACAGAAAAGUACAGCACCCAGUGCAGUCAAAUUAAUAAGCAGACGCAUACCAGGUGCUGUUCAGUAACUAACAACACAGUUUCAGACAAAGUGACCCAACAAAUAUCUACUACAGUCAUAACUUUUGUAAAAUCUCUGGAACUGCUUAGAUGAUAAAUUUUAGAGGUCAUAUUUAUUCACGUUUAUCACUCUUACCUGUGUUAGUUGCCUUGAAAUAUGGCACUUGCAUUAGUAUUUCUGGUAGUGCAAAUGACUCAUUUAAGAUGUGUGACUUCACUUUUUCCACACAGCAUUUGUCAUUUGGACUAAUCCUGUCUGUGGAAAUCAGAUUAAAAAAAAAUAAUAAUGUUUUUUUAUCAGAUGUCACAAUGGCCAGUGAACAGUUUACAAAUCAGGUGAAACUUGUGUUCAUUCUUCAGCUACUGAAAAGAAUUUAGCCAGUAAUGAAACAGUGGGAUUGUGAUAUUCAGCAGGGUUUUUUUUUGCCAAAACAAUUUUGCCUUAUUAGUUUUUUAUCUUUGUUUUCUACAGCAGUUAUUCUACAACCAGAACAUGAAUCAGGUUCGCCUGGUUUUGACAACUCUUAAAGGCCAAGUAACUAUUGUGAAUAAAGGUAUCAUCCUCUGAGGCUGUGAUAGAAGAGACAACAGAAUAAAGCCAUCUAGAUGGUAAAUGUUGCCCAGUGCUGCCUCUGUCUAGUUGUAUGGGACAUGUCAACAAUAAAAGUACUAAGGACUAUUUUGUUUGGGUAUUUAUGACUCCAGAAGUUAAUGUAAGAGAGUUACAAAUAUAUGUAUGUAAAGUCAUGAAUAUUUAAAAUUUACAACAUGUAUACAAUCUCUUACACUAUUAAAAAAGACUGACUGUAGACAACGAAAAGAACUCUGACCAAAUAAAUUCUGGUAUAUUGAAA
Scatophagus argus is the source of this 3557-nucleotide messenger RNA. Its product is annotated as zinc finger protein 2-like. Gene Ontology annotation, biological process: regulation of transcription by RNA polymerase II. The record is from RefSeq and is a predicted model, not a curated record. Gene Ontology annotation, molecular function: RNA polymerase II cis-regulatory region sequence-specific DNA binding; DNA-binding transcription factor activity. The coding region runs from base 400 to 2490 and encodes 696 amino acids. Lineage: Eukaryota; Metazoa; Chordata; Actinopteri; Scatophagidae. The transcript is spliced from 7 exons.